Molecule: messenger RNA, 1716 nt
Organism: Aspergillus puulaauensis
Lineage: Eukaryota; Fungi; Ascomycota; Eurotiomycetes; Eurotiales; Aspergillaceae
Product: acid phosphatase DET1
Exons: 2
Coding region: 1-1716 (571 amino acids)
Molecular function (GO): phosphatase activity
Source: RefSeq, a predicted model, not a curated record
AUGGGCAAACCGCGGAUGAUCAUUUUGAUCCGCCAUGCCCAGUCGGAAGGAAACAAGAACCGCGAGAUCCACCAAACAAUCCCCGAUCACAGGGUAAAACUCACGCCCGAGGGACACCGUCAGGCACAAGAGGCAGGAACUAGACUACGUUCACUCCUACGACCAGACGAUAAAAUCCAUUUCUUCACUUCUCCAUACCGUCGCACCCGUGAGACCACCGAAGGCAUCCUCCAGUCCCUUACGACUGAUACGCCGUCUCCGUCACCUUUCCCGAGGCAUACCAUCACGGUAUAUGAGGAGCCUCGCCUGCGCGAGCAAGAUUUUGGUAACUUCCAGCCAUGCUCGGCGGAAAUGGAACGCAUGUGGCUGGAAAGAGCGGACUAUGGGCAUUUUUUCUAUCGAAUUCCGAACGGUGAAUCUGCUGCGGAUGCGUACGAUCGGGUAAGUGGGUUCAAUGAGUCGAUGUGGCGGCUAUUCGGGGAGCAGGACUUUGCAAGUGUUUGCGUCCUUGUUACACAUGGACUCAUGACUAGGGUUUUCCUUAUGAAAUGGUACCACUGGAGCGUCGAGUACUUUGAGGAUCUCCGAAACAUCAACCACUGCGAGUUCGUAAUCAUGAAGCUCAACGAGGACAGUGGCAAGUACGCUUUACAAAACCAACUUCGCACAUGGUCAGAAUUGAAAAGGGAGAAAGAGUUGGAGCAUCAUCGAGAGCGCGCCGCAAAGGGUCUUGGGCCAGCAAACCCAACACUAUCAGAAGCACUAGUUCCAAUACGGCGCAAAUGGGGUGGAUGCCCCGAUGGAUGCAGUCACGGCGUUUACAGAAAAGGCUCCCAGCGGUCAUCUCGAGCACACGGCGAUCAACGCAAAGAACAAGAGAGCCAACACAACCACAGCUCAACCCAGGACACCAGCCAGGAAACCACCAAUACCGUGAAUGAAGGACGAACAAUAACAGCACCGGAACCUGCCAUCGGCGACCGCUUGGGCGACGAAAUGCCGUUAAAACCCCUUCCUUCAAAACCGCAUUACCACCCCUCCCUCUCUCCCAAACCCAUUAAAAGCCCAUUAUUCCCUAAACGUCCCAACUUCACCCACCGCGACAGCGGCGAAGACCACCUCCUCCACGCACCACACCUAAACUACAACCUCAUCCACCUCGUCGGCCGCGACGGCGGCGGAACCCUCAGCGGCGCUAACAGCGUCGCGGCCUCAGAAGACGAGCACGACAAUCAUCAUCACCACCACCGGCACCACAUCCAUGAUUCCGAAAACAAGCAGCAGCAGCAGCAGCCUGAACUCCCUCGCGCCGGCCUCAAGCGGCAUAAUCCGCGUGCAUCCCAUGACCUCGACAAUGACGGCGACGACGAAGGGAGCGGGCGACAGACGCCCAAACUCCGACGAACAAGGUCCUCGCAUCAUCGGCAUACGCAAAAUCAACCGCAGCCGCAAAUCCAACCCCACCCCCAGGAUGCAUCAACACCUAAGAAAUCCACCCACACUAUCCCAGACACCGACGAGACCGACAGCUCACCAGAGCAUACAAAACAGCAACAGUCCAGCGAACAAACUUCAAUCCAAGACCAGGACAAGUCGGAAAAGGAAACCGAGAACGACCGCAAAACAGAACGCAGGAAUGAAACCGAACUCGAACCCGAAACGAGCAUCGAGGAAGCGCGAAAAGAAGACCAAAGUAUUCAAGGGAGCAUUUAUUGA